AUUUUCCGAGUCGAGCGUAACGCUCUCGGGCUCUCGGUCGACGUCGGUCGACGGAGAGGACGGGAACGCACGGGAACGCCGUCGUUCCGUUUCGUUUCCCCACUUCACACGCACGCGCGCGCACGACCGGAGGGAGAGAGAGCCAUCGGUCGUCGAGGGUGGGUUCGCGUAUCGCGGGUGCGCUUCGAGGGAUUCGCACGCACGCGGCUGUGGCUCACGUGUGCCGCGUGACGCGAGUUACAGCCGAGCGGAACGCGCGCGAGUACGCGCGUCGACUCCUCCACGUCUUCGCCGUGAGUCAGUCUGGUCAGUCUCUCCGACGCUGCCACGCUCCGCGAGUGCGUGCGCGGUGCGUGCUGCAUGUGGCCGAACGACGACGACGACGACGUCCCUUGUCAUCGGCGCCGCCGCCGUCACCGCCGUCACCGCCGCCCCCGGAACGCACUCUCCCCGGAAGCUGCGCCCGGAACGACACUUGAUCCUACGACAUGGACACCGCGGUAAUAUUACCGCAUGGAGUAUAACCGCACCGACACAUACAAACACACACGUAUGCUUUGGAGGCAUAUGUCGGAACAUCUACCUAUUGCCUCCUCUCCCCUGUGUGUAUACGAGAGCACACACGCCUCACCGAUAUAUGCAUGCAUCUGACGAUCCGAUGCAUUAUUCACCGGCGACCAACAGUACCAACGCCAUGCGCGGCGCGAUAACAACUAUAACAUCUUCUCCGAGAAACACAGAAAUAGACGGUGCACCCGUCCGUCAAAAGUGUUGGAGCGAGGCACGCGCCCACCGAAUGAAAGGACCCAAAUUUCCGGUCGUCGUCUUCGUCUCGAUCGCAAUGAUUUCGUGAAAAUGGAGGGCCGAACGAUGCUUCAUUCUUCUUCACCGAGGACGAUCUCCUAGGAAUGACACUAUGAAAGGAAAAGCUCACGACUCGACCACACAAGGUUUUGCGAAGCAGUACCCCGGCUGUACACUAUAUACUAGGAAAAAGUCGGGAGGAACGGCAAUCCCCGGAGGUUCGAGAUCAGGUCGCGGAAUUUUAUUGAGGACCCUCGUGUUUGUCUUCCUGGCUACGUUCCUCUGGCUUCAACUUCACGUGAUCAGUUUGACGGGUCGAGAUGAUUCCGGACAAUCGUCAUCGAACGAGACGCUUUUCUCCCUAGUGCCUCAAGAGUUGCACAGGUUUUUGAAGGAGGGUCGUAAUGCGUCGACGAGCUUGGCGAACGCUUCUAGCUCGGGAGCGCUUACGGAGUUGGAGAUUGCGGAAAUUCGUCAUAAAAUCGAGCGAGCGAAUGCGGAGCAAAAAGUGUACAACGAGGAGGCGUUUGGGCCAUUGGCCAGCGACGCUCCAAUUAUAGUCAUUCAAGUGCACACACGGCUCACUUAUCUGCGGCACCUUAUCGUCUCGCUGGCGCAAGCUAAGGACAUCGAGCAGGCCCUUCUCGUAUUUAGCCACGACAUUUGGCAUCCGGACAUCAACUAUCUCGUGCAGAGCGUCGACUUUUGCAGGGUCAUGCAGAUCUUCUAUCCGCACAGCAUACAGACUCAUCCCCAUACGUUUCCCGGCGAAGGACCCAACGACUGUCCGCGAAAUAUUCGCAAAGAGCAGGCCUUAAAUUUAAAAUGCACCAACGCCAAACAUCCGGACUUGUACGGCCACUACAGGGAAGCGAAGUUUACGCAGACCAAGCACCACUGGUGGUGGAAAGCGAACAGGGUAUUCGAUCAAUUGGCGGUGACGAAAAAUCACACCGGGAUGGUCCUCUUCCUCGAGGAAGAUCAUUACGUCGCCGAAGACUUCUUACACGUGCUCAGACUCAUGGAGCGCACUUGCAAGCUCAGUUGCGAGAGAUGCAACGUUCUGUCGUUGGGUACAUAUUUAAAGACGUACAACUAUUUUACGGAUUUUAGUCGUAAGUUCCUCGGCGUCGAUAGCGCUCUGCAGAAGGAGUUGCUGCGUGGAUUAAAGCGGCAAGAAGCAUCGGCUAUGGCGCAGAGGCAGCAAGUUGGCAACGGAUACGGCGGCAUCGUCACCGUCAUCGGCGGUGGUGGCGACGGCGUGAAUAACGCCGGUGGUAACGCCGCCGGCAUCGGUAACGGGAGUACCGGUGGUGUUGGCGUCGGCGUCGGUGGCGGCGUCAGAGGCGUCGGCGUCGGCGUCGGUGGCGUGUCAGCCACCUACUAUCAGAACGCGAUGCAAGCGGGGCCCGGGUGGGCCUUUCAACUCCUGCCCAGCCUCUACAACCAUUAUCAGAAGGCGGAAGUUACUCCGUGGAUAUCUAGCAAGCACAACAUGGGCAUGGCGUUCAAUCGUGUCACAUGGAACAAAUUACGAAAAUGCGCGGCGCAAUUUUGUUCGUACGACGAUUACAACUGGGACUGGAGUCUUCAGUAUAUCGCGCAAACGUGCGUGCCGUCCAGUCGUGGCGCCGGGAUAGUGCCUCGCGCUGAAUCCGGAUUGAUCACGAUGACGAUGAGAGCUCCGAGAGUCUUCCAUAUCGGAGAAUGUGGGGUGCAUCAUAAGAAGAAUAAUUGUGAAUCGACGGCAGUGAUAGCGAAGGUCCAAAACGUCUUGAAUGCGGCGCGCAAUCAUCUUUUCCCUUCGCAAUUAACGUUAACGAUCGCUGGAACGGCGAAGAAAACGAAACUUCGCAAAGGCAACGGCGGAUGGGGAGACGUUCGAGAUCAUCAGCUUUGCUGGAACAUGACCAUAUAUCCAGAUCUGGUCUUGCCUUGAGAACUUUGGAGUUGAUAAUAAUUGGUUCUAAUACAUACAGCGUGAUACGCGCGAACCGUCGACUACUGAAUAAUAGUCAGGAUACCCAGUAAGAUGAUACAAGGACUGGAUGAAUCUCCAUCGUUCUAACGAAUUGGUUUUAAAUUGCGCUGAACGUAUUAUCGCUGCCAGACAUGAUCGAAGGCAACUGCAAGACCGCUCUCACUGCCACGAAUGGGAUAUUUCUUGCGCAAGUAGGAAUAGACGUUUUUUCAAAACAAGAUGUAAUAUUGCACAUCCAACGGACAAGAUAAGAUGUCGGUUGACUCGACAGAGUGAGCUCAAAUUGGUGCUAUUCUGAAAGAAAAUGCAGUUUUCUGUGGUAUAUUUAGUUCGACGGUCUGGUAAGUUGUGAGCUUGUUAUACUGACGUAAAACAUUGAAGACACCUGAAAGCUAUGCAGCUGCAAGUGAAUUAGUGAAUAAUAUGUUUCGCCAAAAAGAAGAUAUUCGAAGAGCAUUCAUUACAAUAUUGACGAGAAGAUUUAUUUAUUCUUCAUUACGCUGUCCACAAAUAGUGCUAUAAAAACUUUAGUAAUAAGACGUCGCGUUUCUUAAAUUUAGUUGUUUUGAAGCAACGUGACACGCACUCGUUCGAAGAAUGAGUAUUUUCGAAAACUAUGCAGGGAAAUAUAAGAGACAAGUGUUCGAUUAGAUUGAAACAUGCAUUAUAUAUCGAUGAUAUUCUAAAGGCCUACAAGACAGCGGAGAUGGCAACAUGUACGUAUUUAAUUUCCGUGUCGCCGUAAAGGUGAUAUAUAGAGGAAAAAAGGCUGCACCCUGUACUUCUGUAAUUUCAUGAUGGAAUUAACUUUCUGCUUCCCGACUUAGCUUCUGCUCUUUUUAAAAUAUUACGCUCUACAGGGGUGUUUAUCAGAUUCGUAAUUUUAAUUACGAAUUGCGCUCAUCAUAUUCUAGUCAAUGUAUAUGACAUAACACUAAAGAGCCGCAGGUAUUUAUAAUCGAUCGUAGAGAAUAAGCUCGUAAAAUUAAGAAUUCACACGUACUACUAGUGAUAUAUGCCUUCAAAGGGCGCAGUAAUGUCAUGUAACGACCUCGGGGAUACGAACGUAAUGAAUGUCUCAUGUACCUUUUAUAUUUAUAACAAUAAAACAACAGCAACGAAAAUAAA
Messenger RNA from Solenopsis invicta (red fire ant), 3913 nucleotides. RefSeq names its product alpha-1,6-mannosyl-glycoprotein 2-beta-N-acetylglucosaminyltransferase (gene Mgat2). Gene Ontology annotation, biological process: oligosaccharide biosynthetic process; protein N-linked glycosylation. Bases 917 to 2743 code for a protein of 608 amino acids. The transcript is spliced from 12 exons. Lineage: Eukaryota; Metazoa; Arthropoda; Insecta; Hymenoptera; Formicidae. Gene Ontology annotation, molecular function: alpha-1,6-mannosylglycoprotein 2-beta-N-acetylglucosaminyltransferase activity. Gene Ontology annotation, cellular component: Golgi stack; Golgi membrane. The record is from RefSeq and is a predicted model, not a curated record.